Frankliniella occidentalis (western flower thrips) is the source of this 7536-nucleotide messenger RNA. It is a transcript of the gene dome, whose product is annotated as cytokine receptor. NCBI's taxonomy places the organism in Eukaryota, Metazoa, Arthropoda, Insecta, Thysanoptera, Thripidae. Gene Ontology annotation, molecular function: protein binding. Bases 473 to 4468 code for a protein of 1331 amino acids. The transcript has 19 exons. The record is from RefSeq and is a predicted model, not a curated record.
CGCCAGUGCGCGUCUGGCCGUGGAGGCGGUAGGUCGUGAGCCCGUCCGUACGCUGGUCGGCCGUUCCGUCGCAGGCGCAGCGCAGCGCGCGCGCCCCGGGCCCUUGUGUGUGUGUGUGUCUGUGUGUUGGAGAGCUGGACGUGGGUGUGCACCGCGCAGCGGCCGCGACAGCCGGUGAUUGCCAGUGCGAUAAGUGUGAGGGCCAAGUGCGUCAAUGCGCGAUUGAUAGUGGCCCAAGUGGCGAGGCUGCGCGACAGAGAUAGAGUGUGGUGCGACAGUCAAGUGAUCAGUGUUGUUUUUGCAAAGUGAGUGAUUGUGUGGGACGUCGGCAGGACCUGCUGCGCUGCCGCCGACGCCGCCGCCGCCUCCGACGCCUUCUUGUGGAUUACCUCCUGUUCGCCGUGUCGCCGCGGCGAUCCACCACCACCUACUGUCUCCCGAUGGACUCGUGAGAAAUGAUAGGGCAGUAGCCAUGGCGCCCUCGGCACCCCGUCCGCCGGGCCGGCCUCCGGCCCCCGCCCACCUCCAUGGCCGCCCCCAUGGCCGCCCCCCAGCCCCGGCGCGGAGGACACCCUCCGUCACAGCCGUCUUGGGGUCGGCCCUCCCCAUGGUGGCGUUCGUCCUCAUGCUCCUGGUGGAGCAACACGGCGCCCAGUCCACCUGCGGGCCCGGUCUAUCCACCCCGGGAGUGACCAUCCCGGCGGGGGAUAUAAUCCUGAUGGAAGGGGAACUCUUGGAACUGUACUGUGUGCUCAACCUGACCCAUCCGGGAACCAAGGGACGCAACGCUAGCCACCUCAUGUUCUACCGACAGAAUAAGACGGUGGCCCCAGAGCACCUGCACGUGGUCAACGAGACGACGCUCAAGCUCACGAUGCGGCCCAACGUGUCCUCGGCCAUGUAUUACUGCAAGUUGAACAAGUGGGAGGACGCAGCGCAGGACGUGGUGUGCCUGAACAACGUAGCCGUCGGCUAUCCACCCCAAGAUGUCAGCGAUUUUUCUUGUGUCUCACAAAAUUGGCAGAACUUGACUUGCACUUGGAAAAAGAAGUAUAAUCCCGUGAAGACAAGAUACACUAUUUGGUAUCGAUUGCCUGGCAGAGCAGGAGGAAGAAUUAAGUAUGCCUGUCCGGGAGAAACUGAUGUCCAGGAAGAUAAAUGUGUUUGGAAUGAAGAAUCUAACCCACCAUAUCGGCAACCAUAUGAAACAUACUUUUUUCAUAUUGAAGCAAUAAACCACUUCAAUAACUCAACCUUCAGUCACAAAUUCAAUCAUUAUGCUCAUGUGAUCCCAGCAAAACCAGAGAAAUUCAGAUCAAGCAAAAAAACAUCAUCCAGUGUUUAUCUUGAAUGGGUUAUCCCAUACCCUAUGCAAAACUUCCCUCCUGGACUCAUCCAUCGUGUAGAAUUUCUGCCUCAGUGGGAGUCUCGCGAGUCAUGGCAUAGUGUUAAUACAUCCAGAAUCAUAAAGAAGAAUGACUCAAAAGAACAGAAACAUACAUUAAAUAUCACCUCCUUGAAAUAUGCUAAUACAUUUUAUGACAUAAGAGUGUACCUGAAAUCUGCCAAGGCAGUUUCCAAUGAUGAUAGCCUGUGGUCAGCUCCUGCUGCUAUGACUAUCAAGACCUUGCCUGAUCUGCCUGGAGCACCUCCAAGAACAGACAUUGGCAGCUUUGAAGUUUUCAACCAUGUUGAUAGCCGUGAUAUUUACAUUUAUUGGCAAACUAUUCCGGAUUAUCUUCAGAAUGGAGAUAUGUUCCGUUAUAAAAUAAUCGACAUUAAUGAUGAAAAUAAUUCACCAGUAUUUAAGGAUCCGACAGAAUUGACUAAGAAGUAUGCCAAAUACUCGAAAAUGGAUCUCAACAAGAACUUCCGAUUUCACAUUGUUUCUGUAAACACAGAAGGCCAGUCAAUAAACAAGAGUGAAAUCGUCAUACCUAGCCGUGUGCAAGUUCCUCCUGGACCUCUCUCUGUAACCAAAGUAUUUUAUGAAAAUGGCACUUACGAAUUGUCCUGGAAGCCCCCCUCAGAUCAAGAAGAGAUUGAUAGUUACACUAUAUUCUGGUGUGACAGCAUUUAUGAUCACAUGUGCUCUGGGUAUUUGAAUUGGACUCAUGUCUCGAGCAACAUAACAAUUAAGAACAUGACAGUUGAAGACGACAAACCCUAUCAGUUUGCUGUGUCAGCAAAUACACGCAACGCUAGUAGCGGCAUGGUCUGGGCCUCAUGCACAAUUCUGUACAACAAACCCAUUCAAAAGAUGAAGAAUGUCUGGGUUAAGAAGGUUGGAUCAACAUUCAUGGAAAUGGUUUGGAAUUUGGAUUGCUUGGACAGAAAUGGACUUGUUGUUGGGUUUAGAAUCUAUUACUGCCCAGUUCAGCACAAAGGACCAGAAUGCAAGAGCCCCAGUCAAAAUGUCACUGUUAUGGAUCCGCAACAGAGUUCAGCUAAUCUUACUGGCUUGAGACCAUACACUACGUACAGUAUUUCUAUUGCUGUGCUGAGCAGUGGUGGCGAGAGUUUACCAAGUGACCCCUUAUAUAAUGUUACUCUUGAAGCAGCUCCCACUCCGCCAACCAAUGUUUCCAUUAUCAAUAUCACAAAUACAACCAUCACAAUUACUUGGAAUCCUCCAGAAGAAAGGAAUGGUGUCAUUACCAAGUAUGAGGUGCAUUAUGAUGGCAAAGUGCAAACAAAGGAUAAUGACAACAGGGUCAAGCAAGAGUUGGUUUUAAGGAACCUUACUAGUUACUACAACUACAGUAUCAGUGUGGCAGCUUGCACCUUUGCAUGCUCUGAUAAGUCUCCACCACUCACAGCUGAAACUAAAGUUGGACAACCUGGAAUGACCAAUUGUCCUCAUGUGCAACAUCUCAACCAGUCAGUACUGGAGAUAAGUUGGGAUCCACCUGCCCGCCCCUCAGGUCUUCUUGAUUACUAUGAAGUCAUGAUUGUGCCUGGAGGCGAUAAUUCAUCAGCACAAGUUCUUAGAACAGAAAACAAUUCUUUAGUAACUCGUAUUGAGGGUUGCUCUGAAUCAAACCAACCGUAUUCCUUCUCUGUGCGAGCUGUCAAUGUCGAUCCUAGCAAUUCUACUAAAACAUUUAAAGGAGAGUGGAGUAAAGUACAGGAUGGCAGCUGCUACACCAAUGACCUUCCUCAGUACCUUAAGAUUCUCAUCUAUGUCUUAAUGUUGGCAUUGAUUGUUACUGUCAGCUGUAUGAUAAUUUGUUUGGGUAAAAGGAUUUGGUUAAAAUGCAAGGACAUGCGGCAUGUUGAAGUCAAAUUACCACACGGAAUUAUACCUUUGCCACCACCUGAGGAGAAGGAGGAGGACUACGGCCUGGACCAAUGGCCACCUAAGCCACCUCGCCCAGCUGCUGACGAAGAGCGUUUGCUUCAGCAGAAAGACGAUCAUCACCAUGACCGCAACAUGAGUGGAGAUAGCAGUGGAUGUAGCUCUGGCCAUGAGAGUGUUAGUUCCUCUGCAACUUCAGGCACGCACAUAUCAUCCGAUUCAGGAACAGAAGUAGACAGGAACGAACAGGGAUUUGGUGACCCAUCCUGGGAGGCAGGGUCCGGCUCAGAUUCCGGCUCUGUGGGCAAGGGGCAGCGCGGUGCACCGGCAAACAAGAGUCCCACUUGGAACGAGGGGUACGCGUGCGUGGGCGGCAAGGGCAGCAGCGGCAAGGGCUCGGGGUCGAGCGUGCGCAGCACCCCUAACUUGUCGGAGAUCGAGCCGGGCUACGCGGUGAUGAGCUUACUGCCUUGGCCGAGCUCCAGCAGCAUCCCGGAGAAACACUCGCAGGUGCUGCCCGUGCAGCUGUCCGUACCGCUGCCGCAGUCGGUCCGCGGGUACGUCGGCCUGGAGGCGGCGUCUGCCCUGCGAGCGCCCGUCGUGCCGGCCAAGGUGCUGCCCAAGGGCGUCCCCGCGCUGGCCCCGGGCGCGCACGGCUACGUGGCGCACUCGCCGCCCUCCAUGCUGUGGGAGACGCAAUCCCAGCCGCAGCCGCCAAAGGGCUACGUGCAGACGGGACAUGUGCCGAAGGAGCAGGCCUUCACACCGGAGUGCGAGGGCAGCUGGGACGAGCCCUUCGCGCGCCUGCAGCAGCAGCGGCCGACUAGUGGGGGAUAUGUGAUGGCAGGGGAGUGUGGGAUCAGACCUAGCCGGACAGAGCCCGCCCUAGGCACCGCCCUGGGCAACGGGUAUAUGCUGACUGAGGACAACGGGCUGCUCAGGGACAGACACAAACCUGAGCAGAGUGUCGUGGUGCCGGGUGCGAAGCAGGCCCACGAGUACGUGCUCACAGGGGAGCGGGACAUGGCGAGGAACGCAGCGCUGCUUGUCCUGGACCCCCAGCCCCCUAAGGCUUACUGCCGGGUGGGUGAGAGAGGCGUGCGGCCGGUUGUCGUGAGCGGGUACGUGCCGCACAGCGCGCCGCACAGCACGCCCGGCGUGGCCGAGUAAUCCGAGACUGUGAUGUAGUGAUUCCUGUCGUGAUCUGUGAUUUUAAGUGAGUGGUGCGCUCCGCCCUGCCCUGCUGUUAUUUUAAGCCUGCGACAAGUUGUGUCAAUGUUCAACAAUUGCUGGACGGAACCUUCCGUUUCAACAUGCUCACCCUAUUUCCCCUUUGUCGAGACUCGCUGUACUUUCGAACCUUGGCUCUAUUCUUUUUCUUUAGUUCCUGCGAGCACCACUUGCAUGUAUAAAGUGUUAUGAUUGUUUCUGUUGAUAUUGUAAUUAUUUAUAUAACAUGUGUUUGUAUCAAGUACCGUAACUUACUAAUCUAUUGUGAUGUAACAGUGCCACAUGUUCUGAGAAAUGAAAUUUAGCAGCAACAAUGAAGAGCAGUUCAUGUCCAUGAACCGGUUUUAAUUUAUACCAGUGAUAAGUGUAUAUUUUAAUUUAUAAUUUACGGAUCUGUACCUGAAACUUUUACAGAUAGGUUUUAGUUUAGCCCAUUAUCUGUGUCUACAGAUAAAUCUAGGAUGUUACAUAUAUAAAUAUAUAUUUGUUUUGCACAUAGCAUCUUCAUUUUUUUUGUUAACUUAAUGAUGUUGCUUGCAAUUUUGUACAUUAUUAUAUUGACUGCGAAAAUAUGUGCCAUUUUCUGUUGUGAGUGCAUACAAGUCCAAUAGUUCCUUCCAGUCAUCUUUUGUUUGUUUUGUUUGAUUUGGUGGUGUGAGUAAUUAUGAGAAUCUCAUGUUUGCGAUGAUAGACUUUUGCUGGAAAUGGGAUUUACAAUUUUUUAAUGCUUAUUGCUGCAUUCUUUUGUAUUUGAUGGUGCUAUCUAAAAUUGUCAACUUUUGUAAUUGAUGUUUCACUCUUAAAUAUUAGUGGUCAAUGUUCAAAUCAAUUCUGUGGAAUAUUAAGAGGCAAGGACACAAUGAGCAAGUCUAAUUUCAGACGGUUGAAAAAGUCAAAUAACUACAAAAAACUGUAGUUUUUGGCUUUUUAACAUUCGUAUAGUCAAUUGACAUCUACCUAUUCUCUAAAUUCAGUACAAAUUAUGUAGCUAACAGGUUUCCAUUUCUCUAGUUGACUUUUAUUGGUGUAUUACGUGUCUUAUUGCAUUGUGUUUUUACUCUAGACAUAGACAUUUCAGAUGUAUCCAAGAUUGUAUCAAUUUAGCUCCAUUUUUUCCAUAAACUGUUUGCUGUUUUAUCAAUGGUCACUGUCUUAUUUUAUGUAACUGUAUUUUACCUUACAGUCUAGCAUGUGUUUUUAUCUAUUGUCUAUGUGUCAUUUAAAGCUAAUGUAUAAUCCACACAUUUCUUGCCAGGCUCAAAUUAAUAGCCUAGUACUAUAACAAAUUCACUCAUGAGUACUAAAUGCACCUACCUGUAACGUGUUUGUUGAAAAUUUGUUUAAUUCUUAAUGUUUGGUGUAGUUUCAAGUUGAAUGUUUACUUUGUACUUAAUGUAUUAGAAACUUCUUGAAUAUUUGUGAACUCUUUGCAUUUUUCAAAACUUCUUAAGAAGCUUUCUGAAUUCUGCUGUUUGAAAUUGAUUACAAAUGACUGUCUGGCUUAGUCUUAUAUUGGAGGACCGUUAAUGUUUGCUCAGAAUGAAGAAUUGUAAAGACUGGUAUGUGAUUUGAAAACUCUUCAAACAUUUUAUGAUUGGUGUUCAUGCACCAUGAUACAAGAAAUCUUUGAUGAGAAUUCUUAUUAUUAAACGUUAAUUAUUAAUCUGAAAUUCUCAGAUGUGUAGUUAUUUUUGGGAAGCCACAACCUUAUCAAUCAAGGGGAAAGCUCAAAUGUACGUUAUGAUCUCAUUCAGUCAUUCUCUUCUCCAUCACAUAUUUUUGUACUCAUUUUAUUCUAAAUUUCUGUGAAUGGAUCAUUCAGCCAGCUUCUGCAGAAGUAUUGAAUAUUUUUUCACAAGAAUGUGUCUCUAUUAUUAGCAACACUGCUGUAUAGUUGAGCUUUUUGCUGUUCUGUACUUUGUAUAAGGUAUUUCAAGGACUUUGAAUUUGUAUCAAAGUAUUCUAUUGAGCCUUGCUGUGCACAUUUUUAGUCUAGUAAAAGCUAACUUUUACUUUAAAGAAAUUGUUUUAGUGUCAAGAUUUUGUGGUGCCAACCUCUUUCCAUUUUGCAAGUAGCUUAGCUUUAAUCCCAGUGAUCCAUUUUCAAUCGAUAUUUUAUUUGCACAUGCGUAAGCUUUAUCUCUCUCCAUAUCAUUUCAGGUGAGAAUUGUGUUUAAUUGUGGAGGCCAUGUUGUACUUUUGUUUGUAAGCAACGCCAAUAUGCCCAGUAUUAGUUUUGCACUUUUACAUUUUAAACACAUUUUUCAGAAUGAGGUCAAUGGGUUUCAUUUGAUCCCUUCAUCAUUUUAAGCAUGCAAACUUCAUGUGAUGACUCUUUUAGUUAAUAGAACAGACCAUCAAUUCAUUUUAAGUUUCAAAAAGUAUCUCAGAUAAGAAUUUAUGUGAUGAAAGACAUUGUUUUAUUUAAUAGUGGUCAGAGGCAAAGUCUUAUAAAACGUACUGUAAAAGAAUGUUGAUACAUAAAUGAAACAUUUAUUUUCUGUUCCUGUUGAAUUACAGAUAAUUGUAUUUUCUUGUCAGGCUGCUUCCACACUUAGUUUUAUCUUGUUAUCUAUUCUGUUCGUUAUUGUUAUGAAUGUGUUUGAGUUUCACAUUUCACUUUCAUCAAUUAUAUUUAUCUAGCAUGUCUGUAAGGAUUUCGUGCAGUACAAUUUCAUCAUGACCACAUGCUGUGAUCUCUCAAGAGUACUGUUUUUGUAAAAUUUAUCAAUUCUUCGUUCGGAUUUAUACUCAAGGGGGUUAUGGAAUCCUUAUUCAAUUUCAUAGUUCCAGCUGAUAUUAUUUUUUUGCUGACUGAUUUAUGUAUGUAUGGAAGUGUCCGUUGUGUGUUUUAGUUCAGACAGAAUGUAUAAAUGUUAUGUUAUAGUUAAUUGAAAUUAUAAAUGUUUUAUGAUGUGGAAGGAGCCAGGACCAAAAUGCCUGUGUAAAAUAUCUCUUGUAAAUAACUGUAAAAAGUGGAGUAAAUAGAUUCUAUUGAGACACUCACA